Messenger RNA from Anarrhichthys ocellatus (wolf-eel), 1554 nucleotides. It is a transcript of the gene igf3, whose product is annotated as insulin-like growth factor 3. The transcript is spliced from 4 exons. Gene Ontology annotation, biological process: cell population proliferation; insulin-like growth factor receptor signaling pathway; positive regulation of cell population proliferation. Bases 934 to 1554 code for a protein of 206 amino acids. The record is from RefSeq and is a predicted model, not a curated record. Lineage: Eukaryota; Metazoa; Chordata; Actinopteri; Perciformes; Anarhichadidae. Gene Ontology annotation, molecular function: insulin-like growth factor receptor binding; hormone activity. Gene Ontology annotation, cellular component: extracellular region.
AGCUUAGUGGUGGAGACGUGAAGUCAUGUGACCGUGGUGGAGAUCCUUUAUAGCCUAACGUUAGCUUUUUACUUCUAAUGAUUCAGUUCACUCUUCAAAUAUAGUAACAGUGGUGUACAUUUGUGAAGAUUAUUUGCUGAACAAAACUUGUAAGUAUUGUAAACAGUUUAUUUUCUGCAAUAAUAAAAGAUCUGAUGGAAGAAUCCCAUUGGAUUUGUGUAGAAGGAACCGGGGCGAUUAUAACUUCAAACCUUCAGCGAGGAACUUUGGGGAUGGCAGAAUCCUCUUUCCUUACGUAGAGGAUGGUCUAGGUGUCCUAUGCUCAAGGAGAUAAGAAAGGAUGCAUUGAAGUACCUUUCCUUAGCCUCUAGAAGAAUGUUCUUGGCUGCCACAUGAUGCUUCCGGGUCAUGCAAACAUUAUAAGUUAGUUCUAGUGUCCACAUGUUAUUGCUGAUGUUUGCUGUUGUCUUCCUUUGCUUUUGUUUAGUCUCGUUGCAUGUUUCCUUAAAGCUGCAGCGCGUCGCUCUCUCAGGGCCACCGUAUGGAAUGAAGAGGACCAAACAAUUCUACCCACUGAUAGAAAUUGGGUGGACAAAAUAAUAGAAAUACCUCAGCAUACACCUCAAUAAAAAAAGCUCCAACACAAAGUGAACCUUUCAUGAGGGGAGGAUUUCCUGGAGGACUUUUGUAUUUGUUACAAGUUGGUUCCAAAUUGUUUCUUAAUAAGGAUAUCGUGUCUGUGACUCAGAUGAAUAUCCUGUUACAUACACGGUAGGAACACAGCAGAACAGAGACAGCUUGUUGAAUCAUCCGAUAGGAGUCCCAGAUGAGAUUUGAGUGUGGACCGGCAUAAGGAGAGCAGGGAGGAAACCUGCCCCUCCCGCUGCUGACUAUAAGACUGCAGGUCCACAUCAGUCCGUCCACACAGGCAGGAUGCACUCCUCAUGCCGCCCUUCUCCCACCCCCUCUCCUCUCCAGGUGUUGUGUGUUCGGAUGUGUGUGCUCUACUCCACCAUGUGCCUGGCCGGCUGGCCGCUGUCCUCGGAGGCAGCCCGACUCCGCUGUGGCACGGACCUCCUCAGCGACCUCAUAUUCGUGUGUGGGGACCGUGGGAUCUAUAUAGGUAAAGGUACGUGGUCUGGUUACGGCACUCGGCCCAGGGGGAAGGGGAUAGUGGACCAGUGCUGUCGGUCGGCUGGCUGUGAACUUCAGCUUCUGGAGAUGUACUGUGCCAAACCAAAGAGCCAGCAGCAGACGACAGCUUACCCAACCACAACCACGGCACCUCACACCACAACCACGGCACGUCACACCACUACACAGCUAGACACGACUCAGCAGUUCCAAGCAGUUUUUCAGAAGAGACUCUCUGAGCACCUGGGAGCUCCUGACAGUCCAAAGAGGGAAGCUUACAGAAAGAAAAUGCAGCCUUCCCUCCGACGGAAAAGCAAAGUUUCAUCGUCUCGCAGGAGGAUUAAAACAAAGACCACAACCAGCGGGGCUCCCUCCACCUCUAAGAGUCCCCUUCAAAGAAUGGCGACCGUUAAAUCGUGA